Helianthus annuus (common sunflower) is the source of this 1913-nucleotide messenger RNA. RefSeq lists its product as uncharacterized. The transcript is spliced from 3 exons. NCBI's taxonomy places the organism in Eukaryota, Viridiplantae, Streptophyta, Magnoliopsida, Asterales, Asteraceae. The record is from RefSeq and is a predicted model, not a curated record. The coding region runs from base 129 to 1745 and encodes 538 amino acids.
GAAUCGAAUUUCGAAAUUAAAUGAGGAUCAUCUUUAUAAAGAUCUCACAGCAAAUGUAACGGUCACAUUUCAAUCCUCUGUUUCUCUCCUUUCAAAAACUUCAUCUUGUUUCAUCACUUCUGAAAACCAUGGAUAAUAAUUUCAACAAAUCCUCGUCAGGAGGAAACAAAUCAGACAAUGAGAAUGAAUUGAACCCUAGAAAAAAACAAUUACCCAGUAGGAAUUUCAUGAGUCCCACCAUAUCAGCAGCUAAUAAAGCUUCUCUCCCUAAAAAGAAAAUCUUGGGUGAGAGGAAUAAUGAAACCCUAGAUGCUGUGGAACAACACUUCUGGUCGAAACCCGUGAAGUGUGAUUCUAAUGAAGAUGUGGAAAGAGAUUUUAUUGGGUUGAAACCCUAUGAUCCUGUUAAGAAUUACCUUUCCCCUAGGCCCAAAUUCUUGAGGUACAAUCCCGAUAGGCGUAGGAAGAUAUUGAGUCUACAAGAAAAUGUUGAAGAUCGGGUCGAAGUUAGUACUGGUUUUGAUGCUGGUAGUAUUGGGAUACCCGAAUUGCAAGAUUCUUGUUCCGGACAAGAAUCCGUGGAAGAAGCCCGGGAUGUAAGUAGUGAAAGUGAAGAUGAAAGUGGCGAUGAAUGUGGAAGUGAAGAUGAUGAAGAAGAAAUGGUUGAAUUUGUGAAAGAUAGAUGUUGUAGUGUAAAGGGGUUUUUUAAGUUUGUGUUUGUAGUGAUUGCGCUUGUGUUAAUGACACAAGCGAUAUGUUCGAUGAAUACCCCCUUGCCUUCGCAAAACGUAGAUUCGGUUUUGGGUUUUAACGGUUCGCUUAAUCAUGUUUAUGGUUUAAGUUUGUCAGAAGUUGUGUUUGGACCGAUUAGGGAACCGGUUUUCUUGGUGGAAAGAUUGAAAGAAGGAGAUGUUUAUGAUGAUGGUAGACAAGAUGUGUCUGCGACUAGUGAAGAAUUUGUUGAGGAUGAAGCUGAAAAUAAAACAAGCGAAGUGGUAGAAACCGAGUAUUUAGACGCUGAAACAGUUGAUGAUUCUAACCAAAAUGAGAAGAAUCAUCAGUUGACAAACAACGAAAUAUUACAAGAAGACGAAACUGAAGCUACUGAAGUGGUAGAUCGCGAUUAUGUGGAAGCUGAAACGGUUGAUGAUUUUCGUCGAGAUGAUGUUACCGAGGAAGAUGAUUCUGAUGCAAAUGGAAAGGAUCAUCAGUUGACAAAUGACGUCGAAUUUGAGACCGCAAAUGACAUGGAGGAUGGAGUGGAGAACGUGUUAGACGAUGCAAAAACCAAUGAUGUGUUGGUGAAAGUCACAAGUUUUGAUCUAACGAUUGCCAUAUUACUCGGGCAUGUGCUAGUUUUGACAUCUUUUGGUGCCAUUUAUCGUUCAAGAUGUAAGAAGGUCGAAAAAGAAGAAUUCCAGGCUACCGAACCCUCUACAAAUCCACAAUCUGUGAUCGAAGAACAGUUGGUAACAAAUGAAUUUGUACCUCCACAACAGAAUGAUGUUCCAAAAGAAGUUAACCAUGUUCAUAUACCAUCAGUUGAGCUGUUAGGCGAAUUUGUGUUUGGUGAAGAAACAACCACUAGCAGCAAUAUGUCACCAGAGGUCCAAACAACUGCAGUUUCUUCCAGCCAAACAGUCAAGAAACAGAGACGCAAAAACGCAGAAGUGGUUACACCAUCUUCAGUGUCGGUGAGGAGGUCAAGCAGACUAAAAACCCGCUCCUCGGUCAUGUCUCCAUGAAUCAGCCUCGAUCUCUUAGUAAAAAGUAUGAAAUUGAACAUCGAUUGAUGAUCCUUUUUUUUUUUUUGACAAUAACUUCAUGUAUGUAGUGGAUUUUAACUCCUUCAAUUGAAUAACUUCAGUAUGAUGUAUGAAGAUAAUAACUUCACAUGUUUGUUUAGCAAGCUU